GCAACUUUGGCAUGUGAGUGCAUGCUUACAAACGGCCGGAAGUGUCGCUAGCGGAGAGUGGGCUGGUGCUGGGCGAGGGGGGUGCCGACUCGAGCCCACAGGCCCGUAAGCGCCACUCCGGCCCCUCGAGAUCCUCCCACGGCCCGGUGGCCGCCUCUGGUGCGCCCCGCGAGAACAUGGCGGCCCCCGGCGCCCGCAGCGGCAGCCUCUCGGGCCUGCUCCCCGCGCAGACCUCGCUGGAGUACGCCCUGCUGGACGCUGUCACGCCCGAGGAGAAGGACAGCCUGGUCUACCAGUAUCUGCAGAAGGUGGACGGCUGGCAGCAGGACCUGUCAGUGCCCGAGUUUCCGGAAGGAUUAGACUGGCUGAACACAGAGGAACCUAUUUCUGUCUACAAGGAUCUAUGUGGAAAAGUAGUCAUCCUUGAUUUCUUUACCUACUGCUGCAUAAACUGCAUUCACCUGUUGCCUGAUCUGCACGCAUUGGAACACACAUACUCUGAUAAAGAUGGUCUUCUGAUCGUUGGUGUUCACUCGGCUAAGUUUCCAAAUGAAAAAGUCCUGGAAAACAUUAGGAGUGCUGUCCUUCGGUACAACAUCACCCACCCUGUGGCCAACGAUGCUAAUGCCAGCCUUUGGCAAGAACUUGAAGUUUCCUGCUGGCCAACUCUGGUCAUACUUGGACCCCGUGGAAAUAUGUUGUUUUCUUUAAUUGGAGAGGGACAUAAAGAUAAAUUAUUUUUAUAUACUUCAAUAGCUUUAAAGUACUACAAAGACAGGGGACAGAUCAGAGAUAAUAAAAUUGGAAUAAAACUCUAUAAAGAUUCUCUGCCACCUUCACCAUUGCUGUUUCCUGGCAAAGUAACAGUAGACGAUGUUUCAAAUCGGUUGGUAAUAGCAGACACUGGACAUCAUAGAAUUUUGGUCGUCGGGAAGAAUGGACAAAUUCAGUACAGCAUUGGAGGACCCAACCCUGGAAGAAAAGAUGGACUAUUUUCAGAGUCAACUUUUAAUUCACCACAAGGUAUAGCCAUAAUAAAUGAUGUCAUAUAUGUGGCAGACACUGAAAACCACCUUAUAAGAAAGAUUGACCUAAAAACAGAAACAGUGAGCACCGUAGCUGGUAUUGGAAUUCAAGGAACGGAUAAAGAAGGUGGAGCUAAAGGAGAAGAACAGCCCAUUAGUUCUCCUUGGGAUGUAGUUUGUGGAUCAUCAGGUUCAGAGGGUCAAAGAGAGGACAUUUUGUGGAUAGCCAUGGCGGGGACCCAUCAGAUAUGGGCCCUCCUGCUGGACAGUGGCAGACUCCCAAAGAAAAAUGAGUUAAAGAAAGGAACCUGCCUUCGGUUUGCUGGAAGUGGAAAUGAAGAGAAUCGAAAUAAUGCAUAUCCCCACAAGGCAGGUUUUGCCCAACCUUCAGGCCUUUCUCUGGCCUCAGAGGAUCCCUGGAACUGCCUGUUUGUAGCAGAUAGUGAGAGCAGCACGGUGAGAACCAUCUCGCUGAAGGAUGGAGCAGUGAAGCACCUCGUGGGAGGAGAAAGAGACCCCAUGAAUUUAUUUGCUUUUGGUGAUGUUGAUGGAGAAGGAAUCAGUGCCAAGCUCCAGCACCCACUGGGAGUAACUUGGGACAAGAAAAGGAAUUUGCUCUAUGUGGCAGACUCUUACAAUCACAAGGUUAAAGUCGUCGAUCCAAAAACAAAAAACUGUACAACAUUAGCAGGAACUGGAGAUGCAAGUAAUGUUAUCAGUUCCAGUUUUACUGAGUCAACUUUUAAUGAGCCAGGAGGCUUGUGCAUUGGCGAGAAUGGUCAAUUGUUAUAUGUAGCUGACACCAAUAAUCAUCAAAUUAAAGUGAUGGAUCUAGAAACAAAAACAGUGUCUGUGUUCCCAGUCUUCAGAUCUGGAAGUACUGUGGUAGACGGCCCGUUACCAGCAGAAACACGGAAGGCUCCAUUCAAGCUGCCUAAGUCAGCCCCCAUCGUCUCUCUGGCCCCAGUGGCUGUACCUCCGGGCCAGACGCUUCCAUUCAAGUUGAGUUUGGGCCUCCCCUCAGGAGCAAAGCUAACCGAAGGGGUAUCCAGUUGCUGGUUUCUAAGUGCUGAAGGCAACGAAUGGCUUCUUCAAGGACAAAUACCUUUUGGGGAAAUAGAGGACAUUUCCAGUCAACCAACGAUCUCACUGCAGAUUCCUAGAGAUUGCUUGUCACUGGAAGUCACUGUGUCUGUCAGUGUGCUUCUCUAUUACUGCAGCGCAGACAGCAGUGCUUGUAUGAUGAAGGGAAUUUUAUUCAGUCAGCCGUUACAGAUAACUGAUAAACAGCAAGCUUGUGUAACUCCAAUAGAGCUGGGGUAUGUAUUUUAACCAGUGCAGUGGGCUCGCCAGUCAAGUCACCUGUUUCCUCCCUUACCAUCUCUGUAGUUUAUGAAAAGAACCUUUUUUGCCACUUUGGGAGACUGAGAAACUGGUUACUAAGUUCCUGCAACUGAUACCAAAAUAAAACUAUGUUCCUUAUUUAUUAUAAACAGCUCCUUCAUUCUGGCUGUGUACCAGCUAAGUCACUGAUGAUCAUUUGAACCAUGCUAUUAUAAUAUAUGCUGCUAUAUGACAUGAGACUAAAGUCAACGCUAUGUUACAGCAUAUUAUCAUGAGAUAAUUUGUAGUGAAUACAAUAUACCAAAAAUUUUAACUCUUUCUACCUUUAAUAGCAAGCAGCACAUUUGAAUGUGUAAGUUUCUCAAUAACUUUAAACAGAACCUGAGAUCGUAAUGUUUUAUAAGGACAUCUGCCACUCAAGCAUAAGAAAGUCUUCUCAUCACAGAAGCUUAACAGAUAGCUGAGUGGUAAAUAUAUUUAGAAGAUAAUUUUUAAUAUAUUUGUCAUUUUUAACAUACCAUUGUUGAUGCCUUACAAUUCUACACCGAAAAAAAUUAAAGCUCGAGUUUAGGACAUACAGACUCACUCUUUCUAAGUGAAGUCUUGACAGAAAAUGAAUGCGUCCCCAGAAAUACUAUGGCUUCAAGGAGAAGGGGCUCAGAAACAUAUUACUAUCUGUGAUACUAUUUAAUGGUAGAUGAUUAAUUAUGGCAGCUGACUAUGAUGCAAAUGGGUAUAUAUGUUUUCUUGGAACUUUACAUUUCACUGGUAAACAUUAAAUAGAGAUUUGUUGGGUUUUGGGUUUUUUGUUCCCACUUUCAAAAUUUAAAUGUUCAUUUAUUUUGAUGUAUUUAGAAAUCACUUUUAAGUCUUCAAAGUAUAAAUCAUGAUGUGUGUUGUACUAUUAAUAGGUAAAGUAUGCCCUAAUAUAUUAUCAAUCUUAAAACAAUAAGGCUGAAACAUACCAUGACUGAUGAAAAUAUUUAGGAGCUUUUUUUUUUAACCAUAAAAGAAAUAGUUUUUGUUGCCUUUUCUUAUUUUUACUAAA
Molecule: messenger RNA, 3417 nt
Organism: Condylura cristata (star-nosed mole)
Lineage: Eukaryota; Metazoa; Chordata; Mammalia; Eulipotyphla; Talpidae
Gene: NHLRC2
Product: NHL repeat containing 2
Exons: 11
Coding region: 177-2357 (726 amino acids)
Molecular function (GO): protein binding
Source: RefSeq, a predicted model, not a curated record